Molecule: messenger RNA, 2828 nt
Organism: Anguilla anguilla (European eel)
Lineage: Eukaryota; Metazoa; Chordata; Actinopteri; Anguilliformes; Anguillidae
Product: syncytin-1-like
Exons: 2
Coding region: 953-2083 (376 amino acids)
Source: RefSeq, a predicted model, not a curated record
GUGAGGUGUUAGGAUACAGAAAGUUUGUGCUGUAGGAGACAGACAGAUUUGUGUAUUCCAAAACCUCACGUGCAUGUGAGAGUCCACCAUUGUUUUACAAAGACAACCAAUAAGACACAGUGGUAGAAAUUGCAGCCUAUAGGGCAACUCUGUAUAACAAACAACCAAUCAGAGUUCAUGCUGUAUUCUGCGCACAAAUUUGAAUAUAUGUAAAUGUAACUGCCUCUAAACUACCAAACAAACUAGCAGUUGUAAAAGUGAAAGCGCACACUAAAGGACAAGAUGCAAUCAGCUUGGGUAACCACUGGGCAGAUGAAGCUGCCAAAGCAGCAGCUUUAAAUGACUCCCUGCCUACUUACAAAAUUGCAGCUAUUGACAUGUCGGGUCCAACUAACAUUGACAUAGCUAAACUACAGGAUGCCUGUACAAGAGCUGAAAAAUGGACGUGGAUUGAAAAUGCAUGCACUCUUAAUGAUGACAACAUUUGGCACACACAGGACGGGAAAGUUGUUGCCCCUCAGAGCAUCCUUUCAUUGCUUUGUGAAGUAUACCAUGGCAUUGCACACAAUGGAGAAAGAACAAUGCGGCACAACAUGUCACUUCAUUGGUGGUCUCCCAAAAUGACCAAGACUCUGAAAGAUAAACAAAAGGAGGGGGGGCAAGAAUCGCAGACAUAUGAACCUGGACAAUGGGUUAUGAUAAGAGCCCCUCAUCCUAGAUCUUUCCAACCUCGAUGGCAAGGACCACACCAGGUCUUACUAACCUCUGAGACUGCUCUUCGAGUUACAGGCAUCCCGGUCUGGAUCCACCAAUCCCGGACCAAACCAUGCCCAUCACCCGAAGACCUCAAAAAGCCUGAAGAACUCCCUGCCACGGACGACUGCAGCCUUCACGAAUCAGGUGCAAACGUUCCAAUUUUUUCACAUACUCAACCAAAUUGAGCAUUCAAGUUAUGCUCCCAUCCAACAUGCUGAAUUCAUUUGUAAUUAUAAUCACAGUUUUGAGCCAUGGUGGAGUAAGUGCUGUGGACAAUAACAUUUACAUGCAAUUAGUUCACAUGACAGCCAAACAUGCAAAUAAGACUGGCUGCUAUGUCUGUGGAUUAAUACCACAUUCUGUCGCACUUGGUGUUCCAAUGAUGUCCGUACCUAUCGCCUCCAAGUAUAACACUGCAGAUAGCGAUAGCAAAAGUGAACUUGUUACCAGACCUAAACAUAUAUGUGAUCCUGAACCCAUUAACAUUGCUCUGUCUCUUGGCCCAUAUCUGUGGUGCCUCAAACAAAAUGGCUCUAUUUAUGUUGGAGAGACCCUGGACUGCAAUACGGUUAUUAACUACCAUGAUAAACCUGUACAAAACCACACAGCUAUGGGAGUCUAUUGGGUUUGUGGGAACAAUGCCUAUUCUGAGUUGCCUAAUUCAUGGUCUGGUAUCUGCGCCUUAGGACAUUUGGUCCCGGCCAUGAGAAUUACAUCUAUUCUACCGGACCGAGUCAGAUAUGAAAGAUCAACUGACGUCUUUGGAACUCACCAUCAGUCUGUUUGGAACAGAGCACUUGGUGCUCUCAUUCCUACUUAUGGGGUUAUGUCCACUCUAGAUCAAAUUGGCGACCUCUCCAAAGAGGUAGAGCUUUUGGCCAAUAGCACGGCAUUAGGUCUAGGCAAAAUUUCAGAGGAAUUGACAGCUGUCAGAGUGAUGGCUCUACAGAACAGAGCUGCAUUAGAUUAUAUCCUCUCAGCUCAGGGUGGGACAUGUAAAAUAAUUGGCAUCGAAUGCUGUUCCUAUAUUCCCGAUAAUCAGGAUGACCUGAAACGUGUGAUCUCAAAAAUCAAUAAUGUUUCCCGGUCCGCACAUGAAAUAUCACCUACAACACCUGGUUUUCUUGAAUGGUUAUCGAGCUAUUUGGGUGACCUUGGCAAAAUUGUAGUUGAAUACAUUUUUCUGAUUAUACUGGGAUUAACUGUACUGGCAUUGAUAAUUAAAGGUGUGAAAUUAAUUUUCGUACAGUUAAUCUGUGGUAAAACUAAUGAGCAAACCACACAAGUUGUUCACUAUACAAAGACUCCGACAGCAUACAUAAUAUAGAACCAAGUUGUAAUAACUUGGGAGUACUUGAUAAUGCCCUCACAUGGUAUUCUGUUUUCUUCCUCAUAUGCCGGAGAGGACACUCCCAUGACACCACACCGGCGCCGAGGACACCACCCCUCCAAGACCAUGUUGCUGCAAACCAGGAGUAAAUUGCAAGAAAUCCCACCAAGCCUUGAAUCGAGCCUUCCCUACCAAACCAAUGUCACUAUCCAUCCAGCCAGCAACAGAAGGACUUUUUUCUUUACAAGUUAUGUUCUUGGAGUACAUCUCGUUCGCCCGUAAGGGGGACGUGAGGGAAUUUUGCCUGAAGUUUUCCUAACACAGGUUUUUGACAGGUUUUCGCCCUCACCCUGAACAAUGACUAAAUAAAUGUAACUGUAAAAUUGACUUAACCAUGAGAUUCAUGUUGUGUCAAAAGGAGGGACUGUUAGGAUACAGAAAGUUUGUGCUGUAGGAGACAGACAGAUUUGUGUAUUCCAAAACCUCACGUGCAUGUGAGAGUCCGCCAUUGUUUUACAAAGACAACCAAUAAGACACAGUGGUAGAAAUUGCAGCCUAUAGGGCAACUCUGUAUAACAAACAACCAAUCAGAGUUCAUGCUGUAUUCUGCGCACAAAUUUGAAUAUAUGUAAAUGUAACUGUAUAAACUCCACAAACUCUAACAGUUGAAUUGAACAUUUUUGUGUGAAUCCCUGUUGCUGGCUUUCUGUAUAAUAAAUGCUUCCUGAUUUUUAAACACUAA